UCAUGUUCGAUAAUAGAAAUCAAUAAUAGCCUACAAUGCUUGGAACUUAAUUGUAACAAUAAUAAUAAGUCUUUCCUCCCUAAUAUUAAGGUGUAGAUCCAUAUGCUUAAAUAAGUCCUCCAAAAGCUAAUCCUUAAGGUUCUUUGGGAUUGUAAUAAUAAGUAUAAAGCAGCUACGUUUAAUAAACACCUUAAUAAGGCACUCAAACUGUUUAUGAACACAAAGUUAUUACAACAGGUUAAGUUUUAUCUCCACAAAUUCAUUAAAAUCCAAUAGCAUUUUAAUAAGCUUCUACAAUAAAAAGUAAAGGUUCUUAUUGUAUUGAUUGGUGUGUUUAUUUUAUUCCAAUCCUUUUCUUUGUUGCCAUAUUGUGUUUUAUGAGUAUGAUAAUAGCUCAAAAAGACAGAGAUUUUAAUUAAGAGCCAAUCAACAAUGUAUUAAGAUCAUUCAGUCACAAUUAAGCAUUAACACCAAUAGCUGAUAUAGUAGCUCCACAUUUAGCAAGACCAUCUAGUAUGCAUAGUCAUUUCUAACACAAAUCAGAGAUAGAAUUAUGUCCAGAAGGCUUCACAUUAACAACUUUAGGAGAAUGGCCAGGAAUAAAUUCUGGAUGCAUAUGUGAUAAAUAAAUAAAGAAGGAAGGAUUUUGUUGGGCUAGAAGUGGAUGUGAUUCAAUUGACAGCUAAAAUGCUAAACAAUUUUAAUCUUGGAAUGGAGGAAAAAUAUGUUAAAAACUUACAAUUGGUUGGACAAAAUUAAAUGGAAAUAUUUGUUCUGAAGGAUAUAAGAAAUGUGGUAAUGUUUGUGUUCCAACAAAUGGAGAUGCUACUAGGAGUUGUCCACUUUCAGAUUUAACUUUAUUAAGUACUGAUCCAACUACAGAUUCAGAUCCAACAUCAUUAAAUACUUAAGUUGUUAAGAUUGGUAAUAAAUGGUAUAGAAAAUCUUAUGAUGGAAAUCCAAUUGUGCAAUUUUCAAUUAUUCCUGGAAAUGCAGAAUUAGGUAAGAAUUCUGCUCCAUGUUUCAAUGAUAUUACUUCAUCAACUUUUGAAUCAUAAUAAUCUUAUCCAUUAUUGAGGAAACCAGCAAUUGGUUGUGAUGAAUUUGGUAAUUUUUAAAAUGAAGUUGUUAAGAUUGAUACUUAAACAGCAAAAAAGAUUCAUGAAGAAAAUGGAAUAUUAUCAACUCUUCAUGGAAUCCCAGGAUAUUUGUCAUAUGAAGUAGAAUCAGAUUCAUAUACAUUAGAAGGAAUCAGAAGAAUAACUGUUAAUCCAUCUACUGAAUGUACUUCACUUACACCCUCUGAAGUUAAUUAAAUUGUAGAGGACAGUGAAGAUAUUUAUUCAUAUAGAAAAUGGUUUAGUAUAGUAAUCUUUUGGAUUUGUGUGAUUGGACUUGUAAUAUUCGUUUAUCUUUAUUUAAUAAAAAGCAGAGUAUUUAUAAUUAUCCAUAUUUAGAACUUCCAAACUUUGAAUGUAUCAUAAAUAAAGUAACCAAAAAUACUGAUUCUCAUUGCUGUUAUUGUAGCUAUAUUGUGCAUCAUAUUUGGAUCUCUCUAUUUAUAUAAUAUGAAUGGUGAUGUAAGUAUUAUUAUCUAGUUGUUUAGGAUGGUUUAAGGAAUUUAGAUUCAAGAUUUAAGUCAUAAUUGGACAAUGAAUGUUUCAAUGAUAAAGGAAUUAAGAAUGUAAUUAAUAUGUAAUAUAAUUUAGUCUGUUGAAUAAUUACAUAAUUUUGCUUAUUCAUAAUAUUCUACUAUUGGAUAUUGGGUUACUUGGGCAUUUUGGUUGAGCAUAGCCUUCUUUAUAUUAAUUAUUGUCUUGAUUAUUAUCUAAAGAGGCUCUCAUGGCAAUUUAUGUAUUAAUCCAUGGUAGGCUAAUUGGGUUUUUGGAUAUAAUGAAUUUUAGUGAA
Molecule: messenger RNA, 1908 nt
Organism: Paramecium pentaurelia
Lineage: Eukaryota; Ciliophora; Oligohymenophorea; Peniculida; Parameciidae
Source: the annotation of a GenBank genome assembly